CACCUCUGGCGAGGAUCACCUGCAGGGAGGGUUCCCAAGCGAGCCACCUCGAUGCGGGUCUGCCGCAGCGGCACGAGAAGGUGGCCAUCAAGGUGUCCUUUCCCUCCUCCGAGAAUGUCCUGGACGCCACCCAUCAGCCCCGCCUCCUUCACCCCAUUUUGCGGUCAUCAGCAGCGCCAACGGACGAAGGGCCUCCUUCAAGACCAGCCUCUUUGACAUAGGCGAGACCACCUUCAAUCUGGAUGCAGCUGCUCCGUCUGGCGACUUGGAGACAGGACUGUCCACCACCUCGCUUUCGCCAAAAAGCGUGCCGGCAAGCGGAGCGCCAAGUUCCAGGUGAAGCGAUUCCGCAUGGAACCAAGGCGGCCAAGACACUGGCCAUCAUCGUGGGCGGCUUCAUCGUCUGCUGGCUGCCCUUCUUCACCAUGUAUCUGAUACGGGCCUUCUGCGAGAACUGCAUCCAGCCCACGGUCUUCUCGGUGCUCUUCUGGCUGGGCUACUGCAACUCGGCCAUCAAUCCGAUGAUCUAUGCCCUGUUCUCCAACGAGUUUCGGAUCGCCUUCAAGCGGAUAGUGUGCCGAUGCGUUUGCACCAGGAGUGGCUUCCGGGCCUCGGAGAAUUUCCAGAUGAUAGCAGCCCGGGCACUGAUGGCCCCAGCCACAUUCCACAAGACCAUAUCCGGCUGUUCGGAUGAGGCGAUGGAGUGGAUUUUAGCUGACUAAUCGGCAGCUACGAGCAGAGUCCUCUGCAGCGCAGCUCAUCGCUGCCACAGGAGGCGGAGUGCUCGACCUCGGGAUCGGGACGAAGGAUCCGUCGUGGAGGAUUCUGCAAGGGACGCGUCCUCUAAAAAAACGGGGAGGGGGUUCGAUACAAUGCAUUUCGCUUUUUUGAUACUUUUGUAAGCACCGCCAGACGCCGACGUAUCCCACUUCUCAAAACUGUCAGUAUUCGCAUUGAACGACGUUGUAACUGUAUGGCAAUAAUUUUCAUGUAUUUACCUAGACCUAAGGCUAUGUUAAACUAUAUAUAUAUAUAUAUAAUUACUAUACAUUACUAUACUUACCAUAUGAGAUACAGAUACGGAUCACCAUGAGAUACACCUGUUAGACGUAAGCAGCCCAUUGUUUUCAGUUACGUUGUUUGUGUACAUGUGUUAGGCGCUGAGGAAAAACUCACACGCAUUAGUUAAUCCAGAUAUAUAUUGAAUGUAUAUGUAUGUGUGUAUCGGCAGCUGUGUAAGUCGGCUGCAUUUUCAAUAAAAGUAAAAAACGAACAUAAUGAAAAGCGAAAUCCAAUCAGAGUAAGAACAAAAGAUAAAAACAAGUGCCGACCCAGAAGACAGAAAUUGGCAAAUACCACCGGGUAACUAACACAGGUAUAUUGACAGGAGGUCAACAUUCCGUGACAUUAAACAAGCACCACAAACGUUGUUCACUAAGGCGACGAUUUUACACCCUCUCGAUAGGUAUAGGGAAAAGAAAGUUUUUAUAAAUUUAAAUUUUUAGAUGGUAUAUACUUUUUAUUGAUUUGAACUAUAUGUAAAAAUACUCUUUAUUAUUAUACCCUUGCAGGGAAUUUAAAGACCUUUUCUCUCCCUAUCGCUACAAAAUAAAUUUAUUUAUCUAGA
This is a messenger RNA of Drosophila suzukii, 1627 nucleotides long. The record is from RefSeq and is a predicted model, not a curated record. Lineage: Eukaryota; Metazoa; Arthropoda; Insecta; Diptera; Drosophilidae.